AGCUCUCCAUGCCUGAUAUCGGUCCCCGCGUCUAAAGUCCGUGACAGAGCUUCCGCUUCCACCAUGCCGAUCCGUCCGCUGGAUGAAUGGGCCUCCACCCGCACCCAGUCACUCCCUCUUGCUGCUCUGAAAGGGGCGGUCGUCGGUAUCGAUGCGUCGCACUACAUUUCCCAGCACCUCGUCCAGCCCUCCUCCCGCGAGCCCCUUUUGGUCGCACUGGGCGGAUUCCCGUUCGCGUUGAAGAACACCAUCGAGAAGGAGCUCCAGGUCUUCAAGGAUUUGGGCAUCGCCUGCGUCUUCGUGUUCAAUGGCCUCGACUUCGGCAAAAAGGAUCAACGGCCCCAGGUACAGCAGGAAGCUGUCCGGGCAUUCGAGCAAGCUUGGGACCUCUACGAUCAGCAGCAGGCCGACCAAGUAGUGGACGCCUUCAGCAGUGCCGGCACCCCCCGCCCGGAUUCCCUCUACCGCUUCUUGCAGCGCAUUCUUCACCAGAACGGCGUCGAUUACAUCGUGGCCCCCUACAGUGCUGCAGCUCAGCUCGCCUACCUGACCAAGGGCCCGAACCCCCUCAUCGAUGCGGUCUGCGGAUCCUCCGAAACCUUCCUGUUCGACGUCGAUAAGCUGAUCACGCGGAUUGAUAUCGACCCCGCACAAUUCUUCUGGAUCAACAAACAGACUUGCCAAGAGCAGCUGGGUGGAUUGUCGAAUGAACAGUUCCUCGACUUCUGCCUUGUGCUAGGGUCCACCUUCCUUCCGAUCUUCCCUAUCUUCGAGAAUCCCCUCAACCCCGGUAAGGGCGCGAUCGUCCGUGAUGCCGUCCCUAUGUUCAAUAUCGCCGGGCGUAGCGCCCUCACCCUCUGCGCCCAAUUCGAGGAGGACCGCCGCAUGCAGGAGCUCCAGUAUACGGAUCGCUACAAGCGCGCUCUCAUGACAGUGAAGCACCACGUUUACAUCGAUGUCGACGGACGAGUGGGGCCGAUGGACGCGGAGAAUGUUUCAUCAGACAUGCACGAGCUGAUCGGCCAGCGUCUGCCAGAAGAGCUUUACUUCUACCUGUCCAAGGGUGUUCUGGGUCCUGACGUGCCCAAUUACCUGACGUCGGGUGAAGUAUCCGUCUCCCUGCCGCUGGGGGUUGAGGAUACUGAAAUCUAUCGCCAAGUUGCUGGUAGCACGCUUACACCGGUCCGAACUCAAGCGAUGUGCUUGCUGUCGCAUUCUCUCCAUCGAUUCUACCAGACCAAGGAAAUCACUGUGCGCACCUGGUACGAUGAGAACUCACAGUCUAAGAUCAACCUCAAGACACUUCCUUCCGUCAAGGAGACCAUCCAGGCCUGGAAGAUCCGCACCGCACAGCUCCCGGAGAACUUGAAGAAGUUGCGGGCAUCGACUGGUCGUUUCAAAUUCGCGGUCCAGAGCCUGAAGGACUCCGAUUUCAGUUCAAAGACGCAGUCUGCACGAGACGCACAGCUAUUGACGACGCAAGACGAGAUCCUUGCUAACGUAUAUUGGCGCUUCUUGCAACUCCGCGGCUAUAUUGACGAGAAACAUCAACUUACGCCAUGGGGAGUAUGUCUCGAGCAGGCGUUGUCUGUGCUCGACCCUGUCGACUCGCUCGAGGAGGCUACAUUCCUUGCCAUUGAAAUGAUCCGCUUCGGCCUUUUGAAUUCUAAGCAGUGGUUCUCUCAUGUCUCUGGUGGACCCAUGAGGGGAUCUGAUGAGGACAAGAGCUUCAACAUGCUCGUAUCGCGCGUGGCAUGUAUCGCCAAGUUACAACACAAGAGCAUUGGGUAUUCGGGCCCCUUGAGUAGGCAGCUGCUCUGUUAUCGUUCGUUGAUCUCGGAGGUUCGCUCUACGCUACGGAACCUCAUCGAGGUGGUCCUCGCUGGUCUCUUGCUCAGUGGUGACGCUGAGCGGGACCGCAAAGACUGGGGCGACUUGAGUGCCAAGCUUCCCUUCAUUGACGACAAUGACUGCGGACUUGGAAUCGCUGUGCGCACCUACCUAGACGACCUGCCCCUGCAAGCCGAUCCCACAUCGCCCGAAGCUCGGGCAGAGGUCAAGGCCAAGGGCAAGGAAUGGUUCCAACAUAGCGACAGUUUUACCGGCAACCUCGACAUGGCAUUCAAGCUCUGGGAUGCGGUCUACCGCGCAUCGCAAAACGCAGGACGGGAGUUCAAGGACGGCAACAAAUGGGAAGAGGCAAACCGCUGGCUCGCCGAGCGACGGUGACGAAUCACUGGAGAUGCGACUUCUGCUCUAUGGACACACGGGUCAAUGAUAGCAGCUAGUCCAUGACCAGCAACGAACGACAUCACGAUCACCGCUUUAAGGUACCGAACGGAGUCUGCUCGACAGUCCAGCAACCCGCGUAGUUAUUUCAAGCUCAUGUAGCUGCUGCAAAUAUAGCCAUCUAGCGCGAACUAUCGGGGAAGAUAUGGUGUGAUGGGCCGUUUGUUGGUGGAUGGGAUUGGAUGGGCCGGGAUUGUGUUGUGGCCGGUGGCGAAACUAUGCUGAAGCAUUGCUCUUCCGUAAAGCCGACCUUCCCCUAGCUCUGAGUAGGUGAAUGAUUAACAAUCAACCUGAUCAUGCAU
This is a messenger RNA of Aspergillus aculeatus ATCC 16872, 2591 nucleotides long. Its product is annotated as MKT1 family protein. Gene Ontology annotation, cellular component: nucleus. The coding region runs from base 64 to 2229 and encodes 721 amino acids. The transcript is spliced from 9 exons. Gene Ontology annotation, biological process: DNA double-strand break processing; mismatch repair; DNA recombination. The record is from RefSeq and is a predicted model, not a curated record. NCBI's taxonomy places the organism in Eukaryota, Fungi, Ascomycota, Eurotiomycetes, Eurotiales, Aspergillaceae. Gene Ontology annotation, molecular function: 5'-flap endonuclease activity; 5'-3' DNA exonuclease activity.